GCCUGAAACUAGCGCCCAUGCCAGAAAGUAGUUCGACCUUAUUUGCCGGGGCCUCCUUCCUGAUGGAACAAGCGAGGGUGGUGGACUUGAUCGAACUGAUUCAGGCUUCCAAAAAACAAUUGGAAGAUCUGCAGCAGCCCAACGACGACCCCCUGCUUGCCGAGUCCAGCAGUGAAAGCACCUUGGUCACACCGAGCAGGAGGUGCGAUUCAGAACUCGACGAAACCCCAGAAAAGGUUGAUCAGAUGGCUGGGGCUCAGGGUCAAGGUGAGGCAGGGCCCGACGACGAAACCAUCCCGGCAACAGACGUUGAAGAUUUGUUGCAAAAGCUCGACACAGUCGCGACACUGCCUGAAACCAAUGAAAGCUCUGAAAGCGCGUGGCCGUCGGAUUGGCAUGAUGCGCAAAGCCGUCGCUCCCCCACCCUUUCUCCCCUUCGAGAAGAUGAUCCGUAUGUUAUUGCCUUUUCCGAUUCUGGGGAAGAGGAGCCCGACACUGAUGAGGGCCUGGCCAAGAAACUCGCAGCUGCAAUGUCAUCUGCGCCAACCUCGUCGGAGCAGGCGCCGGGCAAGGAAACUGUUGAGACGGUAGCUUCCUCGCCUGCUACACCAGCUGGUUCACAUACUCCUCCUGGUGAGCGUCCUGCCCACCCAUCGCACGAAAGCGACACCCAGGGGGAUGAAAGCGGUGAUGAUGAGGUGAUCAAGCUCAAAGCUGCCAUGAACGCCAAGCUGCGGAGAAUUUGCCAGCCUAAGGCUUCUUCAGGGCAAUUGGAUGUGAGUGCGGAAGUGCACAAGGCAUGGAAACAAAAAGGCAAAAGUCGUGAACACCUCCUCAACAUGCUCAUGGAGUGUGGUGGAAGCAAGGACGCUUUCUUGAAGAUGGUGACCCGGCGCUUCAAGAAGUCUCGAAAGGGGUCUUUGAAGGCCCGGGGCGGCUUCUACAGCGAACUCCAGAUGAAGAACACGUUAGGCUAUCCACCGAAAAGGAUUGCUGCCAUCACCAAAUACUGCUCUCACAAGUCGCGCCGCAAAACCCACACCCGCAAGGACAAGUAUGAAGAGGACUUGCAGUACUAUUGGGUUGAGUUCACUGAGGAAGGGGAGGUAGAAAAGUGCGAAGAAGAAGAAGAAACUGAAGAGCAACAUGAGAUGGCGAAGGGGAAGGUGAAAGGGCUGGGUAUGUCGAUGCAAGCCUGUCCAUCAGGUCUCUUGAGCGAUGGCACGGGUGAUGAUGGCUCAUGUGGCUCUGGCGACAACGCUUCUGGUGAUGAGGGCCAGGGUGGCGGCCGUGACAAACGGAAACGGGCGAGCUCCAAGGGUGAGAACAAACGCACGAAAAAGAAGGGGAACAAGGGCAAGCGGAACAAUAGCAGUGAGGUUGAAGAAGAGGGCGCUGACGGCAUCCCGAAGGUCCUGGAUGAGCUUCUCAAAGAGCAGUCGAAGAUGGCUGGCCUUAUCAAAGCAGAAGUAGAUUCUUCGGGCAAGGGGAAGAUGACCCCAGAGUUGAAAUCAAAACUGGCUUCGAAAACAUGCGAAAUGGAACGCCUGUGCAGCCGGGCAAAUGUCGAGGCGAACAAGAUCAAAAAGACUGUGCUGAAGAAGGUCAAACCUGAGCCAACGCAUGAGAAAGCCAAGAAACAAAGUAAGAAAGUCCAGGAUAAGCCAAAGUCCUCGAGCCCUGGCAAAGCUAAGGGUUCCAAAUCCAGUCGCCGCAAAGACAAGUCGACUUGAUUUUGCGGGUACGCCUGCAUAACUGCAGUAAGCUUUGGCCCGCUGUUGCACAUUGGGUUUAGCAGCGUAGAGCCAUAGCUUACAUGGUUUCCUGCAGUGUGGCUUAGAUUGA
This is a messenger RNA of Effrenium voratum, 1845 nucleotides long. Lineage: Eukaryota; Dinophyceae; Suessiales; Symbiodiniaceae. The record is from the annotation of a GenBank genome assembly.